UAACUAAGUGACACUCACCAACAACAACUAGAACAUUAAUUCAAUCAUUCAUUCAACUUUUAAAUUUGUUUGUUGUUGCUGUUAAAGUACAGUGAACAACAGUGUAAACAAUUGUCUUAACAACAACAACAAUAGUGAACCUAUGAUAAUAAAGAAGAAACAACAGCAAAACAAAGAGUUUAAAAGUGUCAAAGUAACAACCAACACAACUAACAAACCAAUAAAUAAACAAACAAAACAACAACAAAUUGUUGUCUAAAGGCAACAGCAUCAUUUACUAGACUCUACAUCAGCAGCAACAUACAACAACAAAGAUGUCAACCACAUGUUGCGGAUUAAAACUGUUAAUUGCCAUCAUUGUAUUUGUCACUUAUGAAAGUGGCAGCAACAACAACAAACACACCUGCAAUGGAUUUGAAGUAUACUUUCCCAUGUCAGCCAUUCAAUUAAAUCUGCCAUUAAAUGAAAAAUCACAAAGUAUAUUCUCCAAAAUACCGAUAGGACAAUUUCAAGUCCUGUCGGCCAGUAAUAACAGUGUGGCCACCGAUUACGUCUACAGCCUAGAAAACAACGAUCUGCUGAACAUAAAUGUCACAACAGGAGAAGUAUUUAUACGAAAUGAUUACAAGCCCAUCAAAGACAAAGCCAAAUAUAUUUUAACAGCCCUCAGCAUGAGUACAGAAGAUGUUACGAAAAUACCACACAUGUCACUGGAACUGAAACCAAUGACAGAACAAAAAUAUUGUGCCAAUAUGGAGAAUAUAUGUUUUUGGUCGUCGGCACACUACACCAUACUGGAGGAUGUUAAUGUCAGUGUUAAGGAGGAUCAACGAAAUUUCAAACCCAUACAAAUUGGUUCUCUUAAUCCCAGAGCAGCCAAAUACCUAUGCCCGUAUAUGAAUAUUACCUACAAUCUUCUAAAUGCCACAGAUAUGUUUAUACUAAAGAAUAAUCUACUGUUCACACGCGCUCCAUUGGAUUAUGAGUCGCUGAAUUCAACGCAUCAAACAAAUCUAUCGGUUGCUGUUAGUUGUCACGUGGAAGUGGAAGCGAAUAAAUAUAAAGAAUUUCGUAAACAUAUUAAUAUUCAGAUUGUGGAUCGUAAUGACAAUGGUCCUGAGUUGCAGAAUAAAAAAAUUUACAACUUUUAUUUGGACAACCCACAUUUCAAAGAGAAUAACACUAUUGGUGAAAAAAUAAUAUUUGUGGACAAGGACUCUAUGGAAACGAAUGCUCAUCAAACGUAUAAAAUUUUGAAUGAUACAAAUGAUUUGAUACGACCAAUGUGUAACGCCUACGAAGCUGAUCAUACUGGGAAAAGGAAUUCAAUAAUAAGUUGUCAAAUUGUGUUUGCUCGAAAUGGAAUUCUCAGCCAGCCUUCGUAUUGUUUUACAUUGGAAGCCAUCGAUAAGACAAUUGAUGUCCACAUCUCUAAUACUGCCAAAGCCCAUGUUUGCAUUAAGACUGAUCCUAGUAAAAUACACGAAGCCGAUCGACCAAAAGCGUUGGCUUUACGUUCACGGCAACAUCGCAAAUCAAAUGUUAUGAAUUCGGAAGAGGCCAUACUGAAUUCAGAAGGUUUUGGUCGUACCAUUACGCAGAGUAUACUCAAUACCUAUCCCAAAGAUGCGUAUGUUUAUCGUACAGCCCAAGCAAUGUAUCGCGUGACUCAACCCAAAGAUUUUUUGGAAUUAAUGAAAAUGCCCGAAUUAAGGUACACUAUAGCAGAGGAUCGCAGUAAAGCCUUUGCUAUAACUUCAGCAGCUGGUAUUAUUUAUGUCAAGAAUACAACAGCUUUGGAAAAUGCUCCUGAAACUGUAUAUUUUCUAAAUAUUUCUUGGCAUGACACACAUCAACGUUCGUUUGUGAUAAAUGUCCAUUUGGUAAAUGGACGUCCUGACAACGCCACAUGCGAGCACAAAGUCAAAUCUAGAUCACAAACUUGUGCUCAAAUCAAGUAUGCCUCGCAAUGUGCUAAAUUCUGUGGUCUCGCCACUAAUGGUGGUAGUUGCGUUUGGCGUGGUUCAAAUGCCGGAUUUUUUGGCCGCAAUUAUAAGUCUUGCGUACCAAAUGCUGAAUUUUGUCCCGAUAAUAUAUGUGAUCCACUGGAAGAACUGAAUGCCGCUGCUUGUCCACAAGACUGCACAUCAAGCAAUAAAAUUAUGGGACCACAUUCCACAAAUGAAAAUCGCAGGGGCAUAUUGUCUGCCUCUGGUACUUGCACAUGUGAAGAUAAUGGCAAAUGUUCGUGUGCUCCUUUAGACGAUGAGGAGCCCAAACCGAAGCGUAAGCGUAAGAACGAAACCAGAUCUGAAAACGCUGACAAACUCGAGGGUGCCAUGUACAAUUUAAAUUCGGACAAAACUGAUAAGGGUUCAAUUGAGGAAAUGCUCAAUUUAGCAGGCUGGGAAUGUGACACAACAUGUGUGAUUAUAGCGAUUACUUGUCCCAUGAUUUUCACUAUACUAAUCGUGUGCUUGAUUAUAACUAAAAGAAGUUUCAACAAACGCGCCUUCAGCAAAGAGAGUGCCACAAAUAAGAAAAAAGAUCAUUUAUCAGAGUGUGACGUUAAAAAUGGUGAUUUGCCCUUAAUGCAAUUGGAAAAUAGUUUCAAAUUUGAUAGUACCAUUGCCGAUACCAAGUGGGAGUUUCCCCGUGAGUCAUUGGUCUUGGACUGUAUUCUAGGCGAAGGUGAAUUUGGUAAAGUGAUGAAAGGUUAUGCCACUGAUAUAGCGCAACGUCCGGGCAUUACUACAGUGGCAGUGAAGAUGCUUAAGAAGGGUGCAAAUUCUGUGGAAUACAUGGCUUUGGUCUCCGAAUUUCAACUGCUACAAGAAGUAUCUCAUCCAAAUGUUAUAAAACUAUUGGGGGCCUGUACAAAAGGCGAUGCCCCGAUGAUAAUUAUCGAAUAUGCUCGUUAUGGUUCGUUGCGCAGUUAUUUACGUCUGGGUCGCAAAAUCGAAAAUGCCGGCUGUGAGUUUGCCGAUGGAGUUGAGCCAAUGACAGUGCGCAAUAUUUUGUCUUUCAUUUUGCAAAUAUGUAAAGGAAUGAUAUAUUUAACGGAGAUAAAGUUGGUUCACCGUGAUUUGGCUGCACGUAAUGUCCUCUUGGCCGAAGGUAAAAUAUGUAAAAUAUCCGACUUUGGUUUAACACGUGAUGUCUACGAGGAUGAUGCUUAUAUGAAAAAAUCUAGAGAUAGGGUGCCAGUUAAAUGGAUGGCCCCGGAAUCUUUGGCUGAUCAUGUUUACACCACAAAAUCGGAUGUUUGGGCAUUUGGUGUACUUUGUUGGGAAUUGAUUACUUUGGGAGCAUCACCCUAUCCCGGUAUACCACCACAAAAUUUAUAUCAUUUACUUAAAAAUGGUUAUCGCAUGGAAAAGCCAGAAAAUUGUUCCGAUGAAAUAUAUAAUCUUGUAAAAUCCUGCUGGACUGAUGAGCCAAAUGCCAGACCUUCGUUCAAGUACUUGGCCUCAGAGUUUGAAAAACUAUUGGGCAAUAACGCCAAAUAUAUAGAAUUGGAAACAAAUGCUUUCUCCAAUCCCAACUACUGUCUUGAAGAUGAUGUAACUAAAGAAGCCUCCAAUAUAGAGGAAACCGAUUUAAGCAAACCAACUAAUUUACAAUGGGGUGAACCAGAUGCCCUGGAUCAUCUCUGGAGACCACCAAAAAUAAGUUAUGAUUUACAAGAUUGCUGCAAUAGCCGUGAUACAUCAACAUUCUCUAGCAGUUUUCAGCCACCUCCAGGCUAUGAUAUGCCCCGACCUCUAUUAGAGACUCAUACUACCGAACAACGAUUACGUUACGAAAAUGAUCUCAGAUUUCCUUAUAAUAUACGUAAAUCAUCUAUGGCUGAGCCAGCGAAUAUUCUGGCUUCGUAUACCAUGCCCGUAAAACGAGGACGUUCGUAUAUGGACAUGACGAAUAAAACAUUAUUAUGCGAUAAUUUGGACAAUGAUGAUUUCGAGAAGCAUAUUUCAAAGACAAUUUCAUUUCGAUUUUCAAGUCUUUUGAAUCUUAACGAACAAGAAGAUAGUAUGGCUUAAAUGUUUUCAAAACAAGA
Molecule: messenger RNA, 4060 nt
Organism: Calliphora vicina (urban bluebottle blowfly)
Lineage: Eukaryota; Metazoa; Arthropoda; Insecta; Diptera; Calliphoridae
Gene: Ret
Product: Ret oncogene
Exons: 8
Coding region: 315-4043 (1242 amino acids)
Biological process (GO): protein phosphorylation; positive regulation of kinase activity; cell surface receptor protein tyrosine kinase signaling pathway
Cellular component (GO): signaling receptor complex; plasma membrane; axon
Molecular function (GO): calcium ion binding; ATP binding; transmembrane receptor protein tyrosine kinase activity
Source: RefSeq, a predicted model, not a curated record